Molecule: messenger RNA, 702 nt
Organism: Abrus precatorius (Indian licorice)
Lineage: Eukaryota; Viridiplantae; Streptophyta; Magnoliopsida; Fabales; Fabaceae
Product: universal stress protein PHOS32
Exons: 3
Coding region: 1-702 (233 amino acids)
Source: RefSeq, a predicted model, not a curated record
AUGGGAAAGAGAGGAACAAGGUUACCAGGCUUUUGCCUCAACAGAAUUAGGCCUCAUGCUAGAGUGCGUUCACCACCUGCACAAGCCAAACAUGACACAACAAGUGCCACUAAUAUUGAUCAGAAAACCGAGAAUUCAUGCAGUGCUUGUGAGGAGAAAUCCGAUGAUGUGGGGAAACCUGGGUCUGUGAUUGGUAGAAAGAUCAUGAUUGUGGUUGAUUCUAGCCUUGAGGCCAAAGGUGCUGUGCAAUGGGCACUCACUCACACAGUUCAGAACCAGGAUACUAUAGUUCUUCUUCAUGUGAUGAAGCCUUCUAACAAACAAGCCACCGAUGAAGAGUCCAGCAAGGAGAUAGCUCCAAGGGCUUAUGAACUUGCUUCCUCCUUCAAGAACAUGUGUCAAGUGAAAAGGCCUGAGGUACAAAUUGAGAUUGCAGUAAUAGAAGGAAAGGAAAAGGGCCCAAAAAUAGUGGAAGAGGCCCAAAAACAAGGCGUGGCACUUCUGGUAUUGGGGCAGAAGAAGAGGUCCACAACAUGGCGUCUUCUAAUGAUGUGGGCAGGCCAUAGAGUGACUGGUGGGGUGGUAGAGUAUUGCAUUCAGAAUGCACAUUGCAUGGCAAUUGCUGUGAGAAGAAAAAGCAAGAAAAGUGGAGGCUACAUGAUCACUACUAAGCGUCACAAAGAUUUCUGGCUCUUAGCUUAA